AUGACCAACUCCCUCUCUGUUGCUACCUGCGCCAUCUACGCCGUCCUUGCUAUCCCAGUACUCUACCUUCUCUUCCGACACGGUCGCUACGGCCUUCUAGGAUGGCUCUUCCUAUUCUUCUUUUGCACCAUCCGCAUAAUCGGUGGCGCGCUAUCAGUCAACAACACCAGCGUCGCCGCCAAUAUCAUCUCUAGCGUUGGUCUUUCUCCUCUCCUCCUCGCAACAGCUAGCAUUCUACACGAGGCUCGACACUAUCGCAUCCAAUCCCUCGACAAGAAAAUGGAAUGGGCCUUCGUCCUAGCCUACCAUAUGCUCGUCGUCGCAGGCGUGGCCCUAACAGCUGCCGGCUCCGUAAAACUUCAGGAACACAACCAGCCCCUCGACAAGGCUAAGAAUAUUGCCAAGGCAGGUAUUUCGAUUCUGGCAGUCGCGUGGGGGGUUUUGGCUGGCUGGACCGGGUUCUCGUUUAUUGCUCCCCGGGGACGGAAUUCCUCGCUCACGAGGGCAGGGAACGUCCUGCUUAUGGCCAUCGCCUUCUCGUUGGUCUUCAUCGGCAUCCGAGUCUUCUACAGUCUUGCUGCACUGUGCACGCAGAGGGCGUCGCUUAAUCCCGUCACCGGGUCACUGGCUAUUCGUGUAGUGCUAGGGCUCCUACCUGAGGUAAUUGCCACGCUUGCAUGUAUUUUUGCAGGGUUCAGGACGCAGGGGGCGGCACUGUUGGCUCAUGUCGAGGAGGAGAAGGUAGUUUCGGUUCCGCCGAAACCGUCUAAACCUUGGAUUUAG
Molecule: messenger RNA, 783 nt
Organism: Penicillium robsamsonii
Lineage: Eukaryota; Fungi; Ascomycota; Eurotiomycetes; Eurotiales; Aspergillaceae
Exons: 3
Coding region: 1-783 (260 amino acids)
Source: RefSeq, a predicted model, not a curated record